AAUUAAAGGAAUUGGUUUAUGAUAGAGAAUAGAGAUACACUUUUUGAUCACUUGCUUUACUGAAAACCCUAACCUUAUACUUCAUUUUGCACGCACUCGCACGGUCGGCCACCUCCUGCUCCCGCCACCACAUCGCCGCCGUGAUCGUUCCUUCGCCGUUUAUUUUUUCCAAUUUUUUUCACUAAUUAUUUGAAGGAGUUUGGUUAUUCUCUUGUUGAAUUCGUUCUUAGUUUGUAAAUUAUUGCUGUGCAUAUUAUUUAAUUGAUUGUUUUUGGCCCCUUUUAUCACAUUGUUCCUCUGCCCUAAUUUGGGAUAUGGCCACGGUGGCCGAUUCCUCCACACCUUCCGGCGGCGGCGGCGCUGAUGGUGCCGCCAACAGCCCUCAAUCUCGGCGCCGUAACUUGCAAUCCCCUUGGGCACAGGUUGUGCGUGGUGUGGAGCCUGAAUCGAGCUCUGCAACUGUUUCGGUGGCGGCCCCCCGUUCUCCCUCAUCUUCGCCGCCCUUAGCCGCUGCUGUUGCUCCUUUAGCCCCGGAGCAAUCUCCCCAAUUGGAGACUGAAAACUCUUCUGCUCCGGAAUCUCAGCCUGAGAACUCCGAUGAUGGCAAUGGCAACGGCAACGGCGGCAAUGCGGUUGCGGCUCGGUCUAAGAGGCCUGCUUGGAGUAAACCGCUGAAUGGUUUGGUUGUCGAGGGAACUUCGGUGAUGGGAGAUGUUUCUUGGCCUGCUCUAGCCGAGGCGUCUCAGCUCACAGGGAAAUCAUCCUCUGAUUCCUUAAAAGCCCAGGAUGGAUCAACCUCGAGUUCUCAGGGACCUAUAAUUUCACAGAUGCCUCCGAAACAACAAGCUAAUACUAAUGCAAACUCUAAUUCUGCUGCCAACCACGGGAACACUACUCGCCCAAGACCAGCGAGGCACCACCGUGCCGGACCUGCAGCCCAGGGGGUAAACUUAAGUAGGCCGUCACCACCAACUCCACCUCCAAUGCCACCUCCUUUUCCGGCUAUUAUUGAGAUGCCUCACUAUAGAAAUUUUGGGAAUUUCGUGCCGCCCCCUGUAUUAGAUCCUCCGGUGAGAGGAGUUACUAGGCCAAUGAGUGGAGUCGGUUCGAAUGAUCAUUCUGCCCAUCCACAGAGAAAUACUUCCAGGAGGAAUAACUUUGGGCGUCCACGUGGAGAAUAUCAUAAUCAUCAUGGAGGAAGGCGGGAUCAUGAUAGAAGGGAUGUUCAUUUACCUAAUCAAUAUGCUCCUCCACCGCCGCCUCCUCCUCCAGGAGGAUAUAUGCCUGCACCUACACCACCAUCCCCUGGCUCUGCUCCCUUUAUUCCAGCUCCGCCUAUGCGUCCUUAUGUAGGCCCAAUGACUUAUGAUAUGCCCCCACCGCCGCAUCCAUAUAUAUACGUGCCAACUCUUCCGUACAUCACUCCGCCACCUUCUCAGCAAGUAUUUUUCCCUGUUAUGGAUCCGUCUUUGCCAACUUUGAUACUUAGGCAAAUAGAUUACUACUUCAGUGAUGCUAAUUUGGUAAAAGAUGACUAUUUAAGAUCAAAUAUGGAUGAAGAGGGCUGGGUUCCGGUCAGUCUGAUAGCUAGCUUUCCAAGGGUACAACAACUGACGGUUGAUAUUCCCUUGAUUUUGGAGUCAUUGAAAGCUUCGCCGGUGGUUGAGAUAAAGGAUCAGGGUGACAAAAUAAGGAGGCGUAAUGAUUGGAGGAAGUGGAUUCAUACAAGCGGUGGUCAAAUUUCAGCUGAUUCAGGGUCGUCUCAGACUCCAGGCACGUCAUCUGAUGAUGUUCUUACGAGUUCCAUCAGCAAGAUAUCACUAAAUGAGGAAACUAGCUGUAAAGGACCAGUUUUGGAGACUCCUAAAUCAGAAACUGAAACUGCGAGAAACAUACCUACACCUGACGAUUCAGUUUGCUCAUCUUCAGUUGUGGCAAAUGGAGAUGUUACUACUGCUGAUGAGGAGUUGCAUGCUAACUAAACAGGGAGGAACCUUCUUCAAAUGGUGAAAAUUUUUUGUCAGCCAUAAGGUUGCUGUCCUUCGUGUAAAUGGCCAAACUUGAAUUGGUGGGAGUAGAUGCUCCAAAGGUCUGGAAAGUUUAUUAUUUUUGUUCUUGAUUGAGCCAAAUUUUGCAGUUUUGGCACCCUAGAGGAGAGAUGAAUAAAAUAUAUGUAUCUCAUCUGAAAUUGAAAGGGGGAGAGAAAAUGGUUUUGCUCGGGUAUGGAGUUAUGGGGUUAGAACUUUUGUAUACUAGGACGAACGUGGUAGAAUUGGCUGGUUUUCUUUUACUGCUAGUGUCUCCUACACAGGAUGCAUUUGGAGGCGGUGAAUCUUUGUUAUCGAUGAUUGGUUUUGUGACCGGAAGGGGAUAUUUUGUUAUGACAUAAAAUAGUCAGCUAUAGUGGCUGGCAUGGAAAAAAAAAAAAAAAAAAAAAGAAGGCUUGGUUACUGGUUGGUUUAGGCUACCUUGUUUUUUUUGUGACAAAACUGGAGGUUUCUAUAGAGUUACUAUUAGUCCUAAUACUUGCGUGUUCUUUUUUUGGGCCUUAUGUUUUCUGGUUUUAGCUUUUAGAGUGUUGGUUUCCAUGUUUUAAUUUUGUUAUAGCUAUCGAUGCCCACAAAGUGUUUUUGGUAGUGUUCUGAACGUGGCAACUAUGGCAAUCGUUUUAUUUUCUCUUCCCAAAAAUCCUACCCACAAAAUUCACAGUAGUAACCCCGUAGGACAAGGUUUGCUAGGACAAAAUCAGUGUGAUCAGUACAGUCUAGUGGCUCAUGUGCUUGCUUAUUUGUGAUUCUUGAGUGCAAAUAAUAAUCUUCUUCCACUUUGUGUUCUAUGAUGUGUGUCAUUAUCUCUGUAUAUAAGAUAAGUAAUGCUUGUAGUGAAUUUAUACAUUAUCUUCUGGCCAGUAAUGCAAAGCAAAAGGCAUUUUUUUUUUUUCAUAAAUAAGAAGAGAGUAUUACUUUUAUAUUUCAACAAACAGUUGAGAGUCACAAUUCAAAAAUGUUGGAUUUACCUUCUUUUACCAAUUGUGAUGUUGGACUUUAACAGCCGAAUGGUCAAUUUGAUGUUUUGUAC
Molecule: messenger RNA, 3078 nt
Organism: Oldenlandia corymbosa var. corymbosa
Lineage: Eukaryota; Viridiplantae; Streptophyta; Magnoliopsida; Gentianales; Rubiaceae
Source: the annotation of a GenBank genome assembly